AUGGGGAAAGCGGCCGCCCUGUGCCGAGGAGGCGGCUGCGGCGGCCGCUCCCGCGGGCUGUCGUCGCUCUUCACGGUUGUCCCCUGCCUGUCCUGCCACACGGCGGCGCCGAGCAUGAACGCUCCCACGCCCGGCUCCGGACCGGAGCCCAAGCCUCAGCCGCAGCCGGUGCCCCAGCCUCAUCGGGAGUUGGUGUCAGAACAGGUGUCGGAGCCAGUUUCUGAGCGGGCGCCAGGAUCGGAGCCUGUGCCCAAGAAGAUGUCUGAGCCCAGGCCAGGGUUCAGACAGGAACUGGAACUGCUGCCGGCGCUGGGGACCGGGUUGGGGCCCCGGGAAGAGUGGGGCUCAAACCCGGGGCCUGGGCCCCCCACCAAGGCCCCCUUUGAGCAGGUGCCGGCGCUGGGGCCAGCAGUGGGGAGCGUGCCCCUGAUCAAACCGGAGUCAGGGUUGUUGCCGGCAUCAAAGGCCCCGCGCCCGGGGCAGGUGAAGACACACCUUGGGAUGGUAGUGCCCGGGAGCAACUCUCCGUGCGUUGUCCCCAUGGUCUCACUUCCUCUGGACAGCUUCAAGGGCUGGCUUCUCAAGUGGACCAACUACCUGAAGGGCUACCAGCGCCGCUGGUUCGUGCUCAGCAAUGGCCUCCUGUCUUACUACAGAAAUCAGGGGGAAAUGGCCCACACCUGCCGUGGCACCAUCAACCUGUUCACCGCGCACUUCGACACGGAGGACUCUUGCGGUAUCGUGCUGACCAGUGGGGGCAGGACCUACCACCUCAAGGCCGGCUCAGAGGUGGAGCGGCAGCAGUGGAUCACCGCCCUGGAGCUGGCCAAGGCCAAGGCUGUCCGCAUGAUGAGCAACCAGUCAGAUGACUCUGGGGACGACGAGGACGGGACGCCCUCCCCAGCCGACAAGAGUGAGCUCCACGGCACCAUCAGGAGUCUCUCGCUGAAGCUGGACGACCUCGGCACGUGCAAUGAGCUCGUGGCCAAGCACGGGGUGGCCCUGCAGCGCUCGCUGAACGAGCUGGACAGCCUCCGCGUCCCGGCCGAGAGCGGAGAGAAGCUGAAGGCGGUCAACGAGCGGGCCACCCUCUUCCGCAUCACGUCCAAUGCUAUGAUCAACGCCUGCAGGGACUUCGUGGAGCUAGCGGAGACGCACAGCCGGAAAUGGCAGCGCGCCCUGCAGUAUGAGCAGGAGCAGCGCGUCCACCUGGAGGAGACCAUUGAGCAGCUGGCCAAGCAGCACAACAGCCUCGAGCGCGCCUUCCGCAGCGCCCCGGGCCGGGCCGCCAACCCCAGCAAGAGCUUCAGCGAGGGAAGCCUCUUAACCAGCAGAGGCGAGGACAGCGAGGAGGAUGAGAACACCGAGUACUUCGACGCCAUGGAAGACGCGGCGUCCUUCAUCACCGUGAUCACCGAGCCCAGCGAGGACAGAAAAGCUGAGCCAGGGACUACAGGCUCCGUGGAAUGGACCGCAGACAACAUGCUAGAUGAUGCCUCACUUGUGCCCCAGGGGCCUCCCAAAGUCAAGAGGCGUGUCCGCAUCCCCGACAAGCCCAACUACAGCCUUAAUCUCUGGAGCAUCAUGAAGAACUGCAUCGGCAGGGAGCUCUCCAAGAUCCCCAUGCCGGUGAACUUCAACGAGCCCCUGUCCAUGCUGCAGCGGCUGACGGAGGACCUGGAGUACCACCAGCUGCUGGAUAAGGCGGCGCGCUGCAGCAGCGCGGCGGAGCAGAUGUGCCUCGUGGCCGCCUUCUCCGUGUCCUCCUACUCCACCACCGUGCACCGCAUCGCCAAGCCCUUCAACCCCAUGCUGGGUGAGACCUUUGAGCUGGACCGGCUCGAGGACAUGGGCCUGCGCUCCCUCUGCGAGCAGGUGAGCCACCACCCGCCGUCCGCUGCGCACUACGUCUUCUCCAGGCACGGCUGGAGCCUCUGGCAGGAGAUCACUAUCGCCAGCAAGUUCCGGGGGAAAUACCUCUCCAUCAUGCCACUAGGUGCUAUCCACUUAGAAUUCCAGGCCAGUGGGAAUCACUACGUGUGGAGGAAAAGCACCUCGACUGUGCAUAACAUCAUCGUGGGCAAGCUCUGGAUUGACCAGACAGGGGACAUUGAGAUUGUGAACCACAAGACACAGGACCGGUGUCAGCUCAAGUUCCUGCCCUACAGCUAUUUCUCCAAAGAGGUGGCCCGGAAGGUGACAGGAGUGGUGAGUGACAGCCAGGGCAAGGCCCACUAUGUGCUGUCAGGCUCCUGGGACGAACAGAUGGAGUGUGCUAAGAUCGUGCAGAGCAGCCCCGGCAGCCCCAGCUCAGACGGGAAGCAGAAAACCGUGUACCAGACGCUGCCGGCCAAGCUGCUGUGGAAGAAGUACCCACUGCCGGACAACGCGGAGAACAUGUACUACUUCUCCGAACUGGCCCUGACUCUCAACGAGCACGAGGAGGGGGUGGCGCCCACAGACAGCCGCCUGCGGCCGGACCAGCGGCUCAUGGAGAAGGGCCACUGGGACGAGGCCAACACGGAGAAGCAGCGGCUGGAGGAGAAGCAGCGCGUCAACCGGCGCCGGCGGCUGGAGGCCUGCUCCCACGGCUGCGGGGUGGACGAAGAGAAGGAGGCCGAAGUGUAUGUGCCGCUGUGGUUCGAGAAGAAGCUGGACCCGCUGACCGGGGAGAUGGCCUGCGUGUACAAGGGAGGCUACUGGGAGGCCAAGGAAAAGCAGGACUGGCACAUGUGCCCCAACAUCUUCUGA
Molecule: messenger RNA, 2751 nt
Organism: Rangifer tarandus platyrhynchus (Svalbard reindeer)
Lineage: Eukaryota; Metazoa; Chordata; Mammalia; Artiodactyla; Cervidae
Source: the annotation of a GenBank genome assembly